AAGUUUUUAUUAUUACGUAGAAAGUGUUCAGAUGCUCAGCAACUAAUAUUUAAAUAUUUGCAAAACUAAUAAAUUUCAAAGAUGAAUUUAGCAGGAUUGUUCAAAACAGUCGGAGUUGUUUUCGGAGGCAUACUUGUAGCCGGCGGUAUAGGAUUAAAGUGGGGAAUAUUCCCUAUAGUUGUUGAAAACAUGAUUUUGGAGCAGAUCAAGCUUUCUCCAGAUAAUACAGAGAUAUGGGAUACUUGGAUUGAGCCAACUGCUCAGCUUCCUGUUUACAUGAAAUUUACAUUUCUAAAUGUAACAAACCCUGAAGAAAUCAAGGACGGUGAGAAACCAAUAGUAAAUGAGGUAGGUCCGUUUGCAUAUAGAGAGGUGAGAAGGAAGGAUGGUGUCACAAUAAUGGAUGAUUCUAUUUCUUACGGAAGUUAUAUCAGUUACGAGCUAGAUGAGAAUGAGUCCUGUCCAUCCUGCACCGAAGAUACAAUGAUUACAGUUAUAAACCCAGCGCUAGCCGGAAUUGUAACUCUUAUAGAGGAUCUUGCAGGGGAUAUAGAAAUUGAUUUAGGUUAUGGACCUCAAACUGUGGCCUCCCUAAUUCUGAGUAUAAUUGAUGCGGCUAUAACUGAAAGACAUGGAGAAUACGAAGAUGACCUGUUUACUACUGAAACUGCAAAUAAGUUGAUAUUUGAAGGCUAUGAGCCUGGUGUAUUGAAGUUUGUUCUAUAUCUAGUUAAUGCCAUUGAAGAAACUCCAGAGGAAAUACUUUUCCCCGUUGAAGAUCUUCCGCCGAUUGAAAUCCCGGAUAUAAUAGCGGAUGGAAAAUUCGCCUUUUUCAAGGGUAAGAAUGGCACAGCAGAUAAUGGAUGGUACAAAAUUAAUUCUGGAAUUUAUGAUAUCAGCAAAUAUCAGAAGAUCCAGGAAUACAAUGGUUUAGAUCGUCUACCUGAAUCUUGGUGGGGAACCUUGGCCAGUACUCCUAGUGCUAACAGAUCUGGUGUUACUGGUUACUGCCAUGAGUUGGUUGGAACAGAUGGUACACAGUAUCCACCCUUUGUAUCAAUGGAUAAUGAUAUAUGGCUCUUCAGCUCUGAUCUGUGUAGAUCUAUCUAUUUAUCCUUCUAUGAAGAGCAUGAUAUGGACGGGAUCAACACUUAUCAAUUUAGGGUAAAGAAAGAAGUUCUGAGUUUUGAUAAUCCUGACAACGCGUGUUUCUGCCCCAAUGUUGAGGAAUGCGUAGAAGUGACUGAGGAUAAGGAAGAAUGGGAUUUUUCUAAUUGUACUCACUGUAAAAAUGGAAUGCUGAACCUAAUGGGCUGCCAGGGAGCUCCUGUUAUAAUCUCCUUACCUCACUUCCUUGAUGCAGAUCAAGAUGUUGUUGAUGCUAUUCAAGGCAUGAACCCGAACCCUGAUUUACACACAACCUUUCUGAACAUUGAACCUCUGACAGGAGUUUCACUAGACGCUCACAAGAGAAUUCAAGUAAAUGUUCCUCUGAAGCAAAAUGAUGCAAUGACCUUACUCAAGAAUGUGAGAGAGGCUAUUUUCCCUGUGGUUUGGGUAGAUGAAGGAGCAACCCUUGAUGGAGAGAACUUGGAUAAACUCAAGGCACAGCUGGUGACUCCUUUUAAAGCUGUUGAUAUCGGAGUUGGAUUUAUGAUUGGACUUGGAGCUAUAAUUAUUAUUGUUAUAUCUCUCAUUUCUCUUUUAUGCGGAAAAAAAUAAACUAAAUAGUUUCAAAAUUAAACAAAAGAAAUUCACCUGA
This is a messenger RNA of Eurytemora carolleeae, 1762 nucleotides long. RefSeq names its product lysosome membrane protein 2. Gene Ontology annotation, cellular component: membrane; cytoplasm. Bases 82 to 1722 code for a protein of 546 amino acids. The transcript has 23 exons. Lineage: Eukaryota; Metazoa; Arthropoda; Copepoda; Calanoida; Temoridae. The record is from RefSeq and is a predicted model, not a curated record. Gene Ontology annotation, molecular function: scavenger receptor activity.